Messenger RNA from Cornus florida, 1942 nucleotides. Its product is annotated as exocyst complex component EXO70B1-like. Gene Ontology annotation, molecular function: phosphatidylinositol-4,5-bisphosphate binding. Gene Ontology annotation, cellular component: exocyst. The record is from RefSeq and is a predicted model, not a curated record. Gene Ontology annotation, biological process: exocytosis. Lineage: Eukaryota; Viridiplantae; Streptophyta; Magnoliopsida; Cornales; Cornaceae. The coding region runs from base 146 to 1900 and encodes 584 amino acids. The transcript has a single exon.
GCCAUAGACCAUGACUAGUGAUCACUUCAUGCAGGCCCCUUGACCAAGAAGAGAAGACCAUAGGUGAUAACUACAGAUCCAUUAGCAGUUCUCUGAUUUCUAAUAAUUUGAUGAAUUGGAACUUAUAGUUGAAGCUAGUCCUAUAAUGGGGACUCCAGAAAAUGUUGAGGCUGCAUAUGAAUCGGCCGUGAAAAUAAUUUUGCAAUGGGGUGCAAGUGCAGCGAGAGGACAAAUGAUCUCUGACAGAGGAGAUAGAGAUGAGAUAAAUCAGUACUUUCAUGCCGUUGAUGAGAUCCACCGCCGGAUGGAACUGACCACCAUGUCCGACGAUGACAAGAGCAAGGCCAACAGUGUGAUGGAGAUAGCCAUGGCUCAGCUCGAACAGCAGUUUGUCUACAUGUUGAUUGAGAUGUGCCGUAGUAGUCCAAUGUGUUCAAUUUGUUCUAGUUCGAUAACUGAUAGCAGUAGCUAUGAAUUACUUGAAGAUGAUUAUUUAGACUACGAUAUUCCACUUUUUGAGGAAGAAAUCAGUGAUCUCCGGAGUGUUGCAGGAAGAAUGAAAUCUGUUCAGCGUGUUAAUGUUUACACUAGAGUAAGGAAGGGUAUACUGGACGCACGUUUUCGACGUCUAGGCGUUGAAAAAUUAAGCAUUGAAGACGUCCGGAGGAUAGAGUGGGACUUGGCGGUGGUGAAGAUCAGACAGUGGAAACGUGCAGCGAGGGUUUGUGUACGAAUUCUCUUUCCAAAAGAGAAACAACUCAUUGAACAAAUCUUUGGAGCCCAUGGAACUGAUUUAUGUUUUAUAGAAACAGUUAAAGAUGUGGCAAUUCAGGUAUUUGACUUUGUGGAAGCCAUAAGUACUAGUCGUCCUUCGCCAGAGAAGCUGUUCAAAUUCUUAGACAUCCACAAGGCCUUGUCGGAGCUUUUGCCAGAUGUGAACACUCUCUUUCAGUUGAAAACAGGGGAACCUAUUCGAAUCCGAGCUUUUGAGAUACUUUCUCAGCUCGCGGAGGCAAUCAGAGGGAUUCUAGCGCAAUUGGAGAAUGCAGUGUGUCAUGAGCUAUCAACAUUCUUGGAUCCGGGUGGGGAUAUUCACAGCUUGACUAAGUAUGUGAUGAGAUAUACCAUUCAGAUCUCUGAUUACAAGGAGUCAUUAACUUCAUUAAUUGUAUCCAAACCAUCAACAAAUUUGAGAUAUUCUGAUGAUCAGAUGAUUCCUGAUAUGGACUUCACGGCAUUUGAAGGGCAAAGUACUUCAUUGGAGCUCCAUUUAAUUUGGAUCAUUGAGAUUCUAGUUUGCAAAUUGGAAUUCAAGUCCAAACUCUACGAAGAUGACACCUUGGGUCAUUUGUUCAUGAUGAACAAUGUUCACUACAUUGUUCAGAGUAUCAAAGAUUGUCCAGAACUGCGGAUGAUGAUUGGUGAUGAUUACGCAAGGAAAUUAAUCGGAAAGGUCCAACAGGCACAGAGUAGCUAUAGUGGUGCUACCUGGUCGGAGAUUUUGUCCUGUUUGAAAUACAAGGGAUUAGGUACCGGUAGGAGCUUCUCUUCUGGGGUGUCUAGGACUAGGAGCUUUUUCAGAGAAAAGUUUAAGACCUUCAAUGCCAUGUUUGAGGAGGCUACCAGGACUCAAGCAACGUGGUUGAUACCGGAUAUGCAGCUUCGGGAAGAGCUUCGUAUGUCGAUAGCGGAAGAGUUGAUCCCAGCUUAUAGGUCAUUUCUCGUUCUUUUCAGGAGCCAUGUAGAGAGUGAAAAGCACUCUGAAACCUACAUCAAAUACUCGGCUGAGGACCUUGAGGGUGCGCUCUUGGAAUUUUUCGACUCCAAGGAAGAAAAUUUGAAGUUGCAAUUUAAUAUACCGUCAAAUUCAGUACGUUGUUCAUUAUCAUACUUGACUUAAUUCUAUAUGAGUAGGCACGGUCACAAAUUUUUUCUGCCUCAU